AUGUUUGGCAUAGUCAUCUUCCUUGCAUUUUGCCUUCAUCUUGUGGAGAGCCAGUUCCCCAGAGUCUGCACAACUGAAGCUUCUUUUCGCACCAGGACUUGCUGUCCACUUUGGAAAGACAAAAGCCCAUGUGGUUCCCUGUCAGGCCGUGGGAAGUGUAUAAGCUGGGCCACUUCUACUGGAAAGAUCCCUAUGUACAAUGACGAUCGACUGGACUGGCCCAGACACUAUUAUGAAAAUACCUGCGAGUGUUUUGAAAACUAUAGCGGUUUUGAUUGCGGUGACUGCAAAUUCGGCUACCAUGGUGAGAAAUGUGACCGAAAGAAAGUUAUUAUAAGGAGAGAGAUCCGAGAACUGUCAGUCCUGGAACAGAGAAGAUUUUUCAGUUACUUGGCCUUAGCCAAGACCACAAAAAGUCAAGAUUUUGUUGUCCUGAGCACAGGAGACCGCCACCAUCGGGAGACUUACCGCUAUGUAGAUGCUUCCCUCUAUGAUGUAUUUGUUUGGAUGCAUUAUUACUCUAUGAAACCCAUCAUGAUAAACAGCACAUUUAUCCCUGAAAAAAACUUUGCUCACCAGGGCCCUGUAUUUCCUGGGUGGCAUCGUCUAAAUCUUCUCUUUCUAGAAAGACAAAUUCAGCUCAUGACUGCAGAUGAAGACUUUGCCAUUCCAUACUACGACUGGAGGUCAGAGAAAAACUGCUCCAUCUGUACGGAUGACCUGAUGGGAACCAAUGAUGAUCAGGGGACCCUCAAUCCCUACUCCCACUUUUCCUUCUGGAGGUCAAUUUGUAGCGGGUUCAAUUUCCCAGAUGAAUAUUGUCCAUUGGCAGAUUCUGAGUACAAGAUGGAAAGACUGCAGAGGAAACCUGGGACCACGCCAUACACCCCCUUCAUGCCCACAUUUCAGGAUGUGGAGAACACACUGAAGUUGAAGAACUUUGACACCCCACCUUAUAAUGAAACAUCUCUACACAGCUUCAGAAAUGCCCUGGAAGGCUUCUUAUCUCCAGACGGGAGGACGUUACAGAGGAGCAUGCACAAUCUGGUGCACAUCUAUUUGGGGGGCACCAUGUCUCAGAUCCCCAUCUCCAGCAAUGACCCCAUCUUUCUAUUACAUCACAGUUUUGUUGACAAGAUUUUUGAGUCAUGGCUCGUGCGGUACAAUGGAUCGCCUAUGACAUAUCCUGAAAAUAAUGAGAUCGGACAAGGUCCACAUGAUUGUGCCACUCCCUUCUUCCCAUGUUACAAGAACAAGGAUCUGAUCCUGAGGGCUGAUGAAUUUGGUUACAAGUUCUCCUCUGGGCCAGUGUGAUCACAUGGAUCUGCUCCACUGGAUUAAGGGUCUGAUGUGUCUAUUUUUGGUUCAUACCAAGAUUCCUAUAUCAGUAAAUCAAUGAGAUGGCACCUAUAAUACUCUAUAGGUGACAGAUGAAAAGGUCUAAACAUCAGAUCUUCAGAACAGUUUGUGUAGAGAUUAGUGUGUGUUGUCUAGAAUCGCAACAAUUUCGGAAAACUACCGACAUUUGUAAAAAAAAAAAGAGAAAUAUAAAAAUAAAUCUUUUUAUGGAUACCACAGAAAUUCCCCUUUUCCUCAUUCACAUGUGUUGAAUAAACCUCGCUGUGCCCUCCGAUGGCGAAUAUAUUCUAUUAUGUCAUCAACUGGGUUGGAGCAAACAUUAAAAACAUCAACAAUGACUAAUGAAGGAACCAUUAA
This is a messenger RNA of Hyla sarda, 1716 nucleotides long. RefSeq names its product tyrosinase-like. The transcript has 4 exons. The coding region runs from base 1 to 1314 and encodes 437 amino acids. The record is from RefSeq and is a predicted model, not a curated record. Gene Ontology annotation, biological process: melanin biosynthetic process; pigmentation. Gene Ontology annotation, molecular function: tyrosinase activity. NCBI's taxonomy places the organism in Eukaryota, Metazoa, Chordata, Amphibia, Anura, Hylidae.